Molecule: messenger RNA, 1570 nt
Organism: Ceratotherium simum simum (southern white rhinoceros)
Lineage: Eukaryota; Metazoa; Chordata; Mammalia; Perissodactyla; Rhinocerotidae
Gene: CA9
Product: carbonic anhydrase 9
Cellular component (GO): plasma membrane
Molecular function (GO): zinc ion binding; carbonate dehydratase activity
Source: RefSeq, a predicted model, not a curated record
CUCCCCUCCAGGCUUGCUCCUCCCUCACCCAGCUCCUGUCUCUGAUGCACGUAUAGCCCGUACACACUGUGUCCCGACACCCCGCAGUCAGCCGCAUGGCUCCCCUGUGCCCUAGCCCCUGGCUCCCUCUGUUGAUCCCCGCCCCUGGCCAGGACCCCGCUGUACAACUGCUGUUGUUACUGCUGCUCCUGGUGCCUGCCCAUCCCCAGAGCCUGCCCCAGAUGCAGGAAACUCCCCCCAUGGGAGGAGAUUCAUCUGGGGAAGAUGAUCCACUGGGCGAGAAUGACCUACCCAGUGAGGAGGACCCACCUGGAGAGGAGGACCCACCUGGAAUGAAGACUGAAACAGAAGAAGAGGACUCUCUGAAGUUAGAGGACCUACCUACUGUUGAGGCUCCCAGAGACACUAGAGGCCCCCAGAAUAAUGCCCACAGGGACAAUAAAGGUGAUGACCACAGACGCUGGCGCUACGGAGGCGACCCGCCCUGGCCCCAGGUGUCCCCAGCCUGCGCAGGCCGCUUCCAAUCCCCGGUGGAUAUCCCCCCCGAGCUCACCGCAUUUUGCCCAGCGCUGCGCCCGCUGCAACUCUUGGGCUUUGAGCUCCCGCCGAUCCCAGAAUUGCGCCUGCGCAACAAUGGCCACACGGUUCAGCUGACCCUGCCUCCCGGGCUGGAGAUGGCCCUGGGCCCCGGGCGGGAGUACCGGGCCCUGCAGCUACAUCUGCACUGGGGGGCUGCGGGCCUCCCGGGCUCGGAGCACACGGUUGGCGGCCACCGUUUCCCCGCCGAGAUCCACGUGGUUCACAUCAGCACUGCAUUUGCCAAAGUGGACGAGGCCCUGGGGCGCCCGGGGGGCCUGGCCGUGUUGGCCGCCUUUCUUCAGGAAGGCCCAGAAGAAAACAGCGCCUAUGAGCAGUUGCUGUCACAUUUGGAAGAAAUCACUGAGGAAGACUCAGAGACUUGGAUCCCAGGACUGGACGUGUCUGCACUGCUGCCCUCUGACCUCAGCCGCUACUUCCAAUAUGAGGGGUCCCUGACCACACCCCCCUGUGCCCAGGGGGUCAUCUGGACUGUGUUCAACCAGACAGUGAGGCUGAGUGCUAAGCAGCUCCACACCCUCUCUGGCUCCCUGUGGGGACCUGACGACUCUCGGCUACAGCUGAACUUCCGAGCCACGCAGCCUUUGAAUGGGCGAGUGAUUGACGCCUCCUUCCCUGCUGGCGUGGACAGCAGCCUUAGGACUGCUGAGCCAGUCCACCUGAAUUCCUGCCUCGCUGCGGGCGACAUACUGGCCCUGGUUUUUGGCCUCCUCUUUGCUGCCACCAGCAUCGCCUUCCUUGUGCAAAUGAGAAGGCAGCAAAGACUCAGAAGUGGGACCAAAGGGAGUGUUAGCUACCACCCAGCAGAAGUCACCGAGACCGUCACCUAGAGGCCUGGAACUUGGAGAAUGUGCAGAGAGAAGCAGCCAGAGGAAUCUGAGGAGCAGCUGGAGACUUUGUUCUGUCCUGCCCAUCACACCACUUCCUUUUUAACCUCCAAGGUUUUUUUUAAAAAUAAAUGUUUCUAAUGAAA